Molecule: messenger RNA, 810 nt
Organism: Ilyonectria robusta
Lineage: Eukaryota; Fungi; Ascomycota; Sordariomycetes; Hypocreales; Nectriaceae
Product: putative carbonyl reductase
Exons: 5
Coding region: 1-810 (269 amino acids)
Molecular function (GO): oxidoreductase activity, acting on the CH-OH group of donors, NAD or NADP as acceptor
Source: RefSeq, a predicted model, not a curated record
AUGUCCUCCUACGUGAUUUCGGGAGUCUCUCGUGGCAUUGGCUUCGAGCUUCUCCGCCAGCUCUCUGAAAACCCAGCCAACUCCGUCUUCGGGCUCGUCCGCAACAAAGCCGCCGUCGAGGCCAAGGUUGCCGCUGAAAUCGGACGGAGCAAUAUCUACAUUAUUCAGGCCGACACUACGGACCCGGAUGCAUUGAAGAAAGCAGCCCAAGUUGUUUCGGAGAAAACAAACGGCACCCUUGAUUAUAUCAUCGCCUGUGCCGCGCUUCAAGCUAAGACUGCCUUGGUCGGCCUUGAUACUCUGAUCCAGGAUCCAAAGGCACUGGAAGAAGAUUUGAUCGAACACUUCCGAGUCAACACCAUCGGCCCCGUCCACCUAUUCAGUAUUUUCAUGCCCCUGAUUUUGAAGGGUCGUGCAAAGAAAGUGAUUGCCAUCUCCACCGGUAUCUCGGACACUGAGAUGACACUCAAGGCCGAUAUAUAUCAAGCCGUGGCUUAUUCAAUGAGUAAGGCAGCUCUGAAUAUGGCCGUUGCCAAGUUCAGUGCCGUCUACCGUGAGAAGGGCGUCCUUGUCAUGGCAAUUUGCCCUGGUGCGGUAGACACCGGCAGUCUGCAGAUCGAAACCGAGGAGGAAGGAAAGUUGGCUAUGGCUAUGUUUCAAAAGUUCAAGGACUAUUCACCCACCUUCCAAGGACCUGCCAAGCUAGACGUCAGCGUCGAGUCGGUCUUGGCUCUCGUGAAUAAGGCUACUGUUGACGGUGGUUAUGCAGGCGUCUUUAUCUCACACACAGAGAAAAAGCCAUACCUUUGA